This is a messenger RNA of Drosophila pseudoobscura, 384 nucleotides long. RefSeq names its product cecropin-C-like. The record is from RefSeq and is a predicted model, not a curated record. The transcript is spliced from 2 exons. Lineage: Eukaryota; Metazoa; Arthropoda; Insecta; Diptera; Drosophilidae. Gene Ontology annotation, biological process: defense response to Gram-positive bacterium; defense response to Gram-negative bacterium; antibacterial humoral response. Gene Ontology annotation, cellular component: extracellular region. The coding region runs from base 100 to 291 and encodes 63 amino acids.
AGUCAAGUCAUCAGUCGCACACCUCUCCCAGCAACAUCAACAGCAUAAGCAACUUUUGCUUUCUACAAUCCGAGCAAUACUCCCAGCAAUACUCUCAUUAUGAACUUCUAUAAGAUCUUCAUCUUUGUUGCCCUUAUUUUGGCCAUCAGCGUGGGCCAAUCGGAAGCCGGCUGGCUGAAGAAACUGGGCAAGAGACUUGAACGCGUUGGCCAGCACACUAGAGAUGCCACCAUUCAGGUUGUGGGAAUUGCUCAACAGGCCGCCAAUGUCGCAGCGACAGCCCGAGGAUGAAGUUUAUGAUUUAAAAAGCGUCACCUAAGUUGUAAAAUUAUUUAUUUUAAUUGUAGUUUUGACAUAAGUAAAAUAAAAAUACGUUAACAGCAA